AUGCUUAGACGCAACGCCUUGGCGUCGCAAGCGGGUAAGAGGGCGCUGAAAUCUCGCAGCGGGGAUGUUAUGUCAUCGCCGGAGGGAGCGCUGACCGCUCUGCUGAUCGCGUGCUGGGGGUGGAGGUCCUGGGCGCUUCUGUACUCCAGCUACUCGGUGGCCGACGCUGUGACGCCGAGGCGCGGGGGUGGGGCCACGUGCGCGGUCGCCGGCGCGCUGGUGCUCGCCUCGGUGCUGGUGCGGAUGACGCCCGCGGCGGACCUGCCCGCCCUGAGCCUCGCCAACCGCCUCCUGGGCGUUCCGUCCGAGGUGUACACGCUGUACUUCGCCCACAAGUACGUAGCGCCGGCGCUCGGCAGCCGCCGCUUCGCCGUGCUCCUGUACGCGCUGACCCUGUUCUCCGUUGUGGAGAACUUGUACUCGAUAUACUCGGACCUUGAGAGGCUGCAG
Iphiclides podalirius (scarce swallowtail) is the source of this 450-nucleotide messenger RNA. NCBI's taxonomy places the organism in Eukaryota, Metazoa, Arthropoda, Insecta, Lepidoptera, Papilionidae. The record is from the annotation of a GenBank genome assembly.